Molecule: messenger RNA, 2521 nt
Organism: Carlito syrichta (Philippine tarsier)
Lineage: Eukaryota; Metazoa; Chordata; Mammalia; Primates; Tarsiidae
Gene: CYP27B1
Product: 25-hydroxyvitamin D-1 alpha hydroxylase, mitochondrial
Exons: 9
Coding region: 208-1731 (507 amino acids)
Biological process (GO): cortisol metabolic process; cellular response to peptide hormone stimulus; glucocorticoid biosynthetic process
Cellular component (GO): mitochondrial inner membrane
Molecular function (GO): monooxygenase activity; oxidoreductase activity, acting on paired donors, with incorporation or reduction of molecular oxygen; iron ion binding
Source: RefSeq, a predicted model, not a curated record
UUGCAACAUGAGACCCAAGGGGGCCGUUAAGUCAGCCCCAGCCCCGCCUACUGUUCCCGGGUGCUGAUCCCCGGCACAGACCACUCAGAAGUGAUUGGCUGAGGAGCUUGGAGAGGGGGCGUCGUCACUUCGCCCAAAGGUUAAAUAGGGGUUCAGGCACAAUGCUCCGGAGAAGCGCUCUCCUUCGCGAGCUCCCUGAGGCACACCAUGACCCAGACCCUCAAGUUUGCUUCCAGGGUGUUCCAUCGCGUCCGCUGGGCUCCCGAGCUGAGUGCCUCACUAAGCUACCGAGGGGACUCAGCACCCCGGAGCUUGGCAGACAUCCCAGGCCCCUCCACGCCCGGCUUCCUGGCCGAACUUUUCUGCAAAGGGGGGCUGUCGAGGCUACACGAGUUGCAGGUGCAGGGCGCCGCGCGCUUCGGGCCGGUGUGGCUGGCCAGCUUCGGGACGGUGCGCACCGUGUACGUGGCCGCCCCUGCGCUCGUCGAGCAGCUGCUGCGACAGGAGGGGCCCCGGCCCGAGCGCUGCAGCUUCUCGUCCUGGGCCGAGCACCGUCGCCGUCGCCAGCGGGCUUGCGGACUGCUCACCGCGGAAGGCGAAGAAUGGCAAAGGCUGCGCAGCCUCCUGGCGCCGCUCCUCCUCCGGCCUCAGGCGGCCGCCCGCUACACCAAAACCCUGGACGGCGUGGUCCGCGACCUCGUGCGCCGUCUGAGGCGCCAGCGGGGACGUGGCACCGGGCCACCCGCCCUCGUUCGGGACGUGGCGGGAGAGUUUUACAAGUUUGGGCUAGAAGGCAUCGCCGCGGUGCUGCUUGGCUCGCGCCUGGGCUGCCUGGAGGCCGAGGUGCCGCCGGACACGGAGACCUUCAUCCGCGCGGUGGGCUCGGUGUUCGUAUCCACGCUGUUGACCAUGGCAAUGCCCAGCUGGCUGCACCGCCUUGUGCCCGGGCCCCGGAGCCGCCUCUGCCGAGACUGGGACCAGAUGUUUGCCUUUGCUGAGCGGCACGUGGAGCUGCGAGAGGCCGAGGUAGCCACGAGGGUCCGAGGAGAGCCUGAGGUGGACAUGGAGUCUGGGGCCCACCUGACCCACUUCCUGUUCCGGGAAGAGCUGCCUACCCAGUCCAUCCUGGGGAAUGUGACAGAGUUGCUGCUGGCGGGAGUGGACACGGUGUCCAACACGCUCUCCUGGGCUCUGUAUGAGCUCUCCCGGCACCCUGAAGUCCAGACGGCACUCCGCUGCGAGAUUGCAGCUGCCCUGGGCCCUGGCUCCUGUGCCCACACCCCCGCCACCACUCUGUCCCAGCUGCCCCUGAUGAAGGCGGUGGUCAAGGAAGUGCUGAGACUGUACCCUGUGGUACCUGGAAAUUCCCGUGUCCCAGACAAAGACAUCCAAGUGGGUGAAUAUAUUAUCCCCAAAAAUACACUGGUCACGCUGUGCCACUACGCCACUUCAAGGGACCCUGCCCAGUUCCCAGAGCCAAAUUCAUUUCGUCCAGCUCGCUGGCUGGGGGAGGGCCCAGCCCCCCACCCCUUUGCCUCACUUCCCUUUGGCUUCGGCAAGCGCAGCUGCAUGGGGAGACGCCUGGCAGAGCUGGAGCUGCAGAUGGCCUUGGCUCAGAUCUUGACCCAUUUUGAGGUGCAGCCAGAGCCAGGUGCUGCCCCAAUCAGACCCAUGACCCGGACUGUCCUGGUACCUGAGAGGAGCAUCAACCUACAGUUUGUAGACAGAUAGUCCUGUGGAAAGAGGCCAUCACCAUCACCCUUUCUCUCGUCACAGGGGUUUGUUCGACACAAGGCCAAGAGACACAAUUUUCUCUGAGGCUCGUCUGACCAACCCAGAUAGGAUGGCCAUAGCAAAGUGCUUGAGGCAGCCCUGACUAGUGUGUGACAUAUGCACUUGGCCUGACUCAGUAGGCCCCAAGAAGACAUGGUCCCUCCCCCGGUCUGUUGGGUCAUAUACAUCCUUCAAGGGCCAAUGCAGAUUUUAACUCAUAAUGUUGGGUUCCCUGAGGAAGGAUCCAACCACCGCUCUUUAGUGCUUCCCUAGCGAUCGUUGAUGCUGCUGGCUAAGGAUUUAUUGCAGCCUGGGCUAAGUAACUGUGCAUCUGGGCUGCACCUGACUGGUCCUUCCUCUUCGCAUGUAAGCUCUUUGAGAAGAAGGUUGAGGCCUUACUGGGUCUUUAUAUCCCCUGCCAGGGCCUGUCUCUGACUGGGUGACACCAUCCACAUUCUCAGAUCAAAUCUGGACUACAUCGCAGAAGGGAUAAGUGACUUACUAGGCUCUGUCAACCCCCUUCCUUCAUCUUGCCCCUCCGAGGGUGAAUCUGCCCUAGCCUGGCUUACAGUUUUUAAAAACUCUCCUCCUUUGCUCUCUGGUCACUAUUUAGUGGUCUUGCCCUACCACUUGGCUCCCAGGAAGAAACAACAUUGGGCCUGCCCCUGUCCAGGCCUCUGUCUCUCUUAUAUGGAAAUUUUUUAAUAUUCAUGUUUUAGAAUUAAAAUAUCAAAUGUCCCAUUCUUGA